Messenger RNA from Trichosurus vulpecula (common brushtail), 1228 nucleotides. RefSeq names its product C-type lectin domain family 2 member E-like. The transcript has 6 exons. Lineage: Eukaryota; Metazoa; Chordata; Mammalia; Diprotodontia; Phalangeridae. The record is from RefSeq and is a predicted model, not a curated record. Gene Ontology annotation, cellular component: external side of plasma membrane. The coding region runs from base 267 to 908 and encodes 213 amino acids.
GUCUGGGCGCAAGCUGGGGGAAUUGGACAAGGUCAGACAUGCACCCACUGGAGAUGCUAAUGUAGUACGCCGCUCCUCCGGGGACUGCCAGCCUUCAGUGGCAUCUCAUAGCUUUUCGGGUCUUCGUUUCUCUCUCUGCUUCUCUACGGGCAUACUCCUCCAGUACCUGGGCUCUCUCUCAGACAAUCGCAACCUUUAGCUAUGCCCUAAGAUUGCCCCGAUCCCCACCCGUGCAGUGCCCAGACCACAGCAGGUGAGGGAGGGAAAUGGAAAAAGAAGAGAAGUGCAAGAAUGCCAGAGAGGAGAAUAAGGAACUCGAGGAGGAAGAGGAGGAGGAGGAGGAGGACAAAAAAGACAAGAUCUUGGAGGAGGAGGUAAAGAUGCCACAGAGGUUAUUCAGGCCAGGUGCGAUACCCAAGAGACUGAUUUAUUCAACUGCGGCUGGUGGUGGCGUCAUUUUAGUCUUAUUGCUAGCGGUCCUCUUUAGUAAGUUCGUUGGAAAAAAGGCAGAUAUAAUCUCUGAAGACAAGCUCUGCCCACCUAACACAACUGGGUGUCCAAAAGGCUGGUUCAGAGCUUUUCGUAAAUGCUACUACCUAUCACUGGAUCGAAAGUCCUGGAAUGCCAGUCAGAAAGCGUGUAGGUCUCUUGGUGCAAAUCUGGCUAUAUUUAGAACCAUGGAGGAAAUGGAAUUCCUGAUGAAACGUAUUGGCUUUCAUAACUACUGGCUUGGACUAACUAAUGACACAGGAACCUCAUCCUGGAUGUGGACAGAUGGAACUUCACCUUCCAGUUGGUUGCUGAUUGAGGGAGCUGGUUGUGCUCGUUUAAGCAAAAGAGGCAUUUCUACUGACAGUUGUAAAUCUUCUAGAAACUACAUGUGCAGCAAAGUCGACUUAUGCGGCUAAAGAAAGAGUGGCAUUCAUAAAAAGGGGAUGGUCCAGAUGUGACUAGUUAAUACUACGUGGCAAAUCCCAGUGAAGAGCCUUAAUUAGGCUAAUGAGAAAGUGAAUAGAUCGACUUGCUCUGGUCGAAGUUUAAACGGUCUUUGAAGUGGGAGAAGCCUUCAGCUGUGAUCUAGUUUAACCCCAAUCUGAAGCAUGAAUCUUCUCAACGUUAUUGCCCUGACAGCCUCUUAACUCCCUAAAGUAAUUGUGUUUCAUUUUGCUGCUUUUGUUUCCAUAGUCUUUAGUUUAAAAAAAUAAUAAAAGCCUUAUUUUGUACCUUU